Messenger RNA from Paramecium tetraurelia, 309 nucleotides. RefSeq lists its product as uncharacterized. The record is from RefSeq and is a predicted model, not a curated record. The transcript is spliced from 3 exons. Lineage: Eukaryota; Ciliophora; Oligohymenophorea; Peniculida; Parameciidae.
AUGAUUUUUGGCAUUUGUAUAAUUUAUUUUCUCACAGAUAGGAAGAUAAUAAAAAAAAGGGAUUUUAAUGCGAUUGAUUAAUUUAAAUUGAAAAGAAGAAUAUUUGUAUUUUUAAAGGUUUAUGAAAUUAAUUAUUGGGCAGAUCAAUAUCUAUUAUUAUCAAUAAAGGGUAGGAAUUGCUAAGAAUCUCAUUGGUUAUCUUUGGGUUAGUUUCACACCUACGAAGUUGAAUUGUAUUAAUAAAUAGAUAUAUAAUUCGAAAACUGGGAUAGAUUUCAUUAUGCAAUAUUGGAUUAGAUAAAACAAUGA